CGAAGGCUCGCGGCAGAAGGAGCGCGUCGCUGCCAUCCUCGCGGGCACGGACGCUGCGGGCGCGGGCGCGGGGGUGGAGGAGGCGCUCAAUUGCUGGGAGGAGGGUGCGUACGAAGCGGAGACGCUGGAGACGCUCGCCGAGUUCGUGCGCCGCGAUGAGUCUCACCUCGCUCCCUCGUGAGCUGCUCCAAAAGAUCCUCGGCCAUUUGCUGCGCAAUCGGACGAGGUCUGAUGAGCAUAACGCUGAAUCGUGGAUCGAUCUGCUUCAUGCCUGCAGCUCCUGCAAGUCGUUCAUCACAGACGCCGGGGACGGCUCGCUUCUCGAGGCUGUGUCUGAGGAUAUGCUGGCGAGGCUGCUGCCGUCGCCCUACUACCGCUCGGCGCAGCCGAUCGCACGCAGUGCGUUCGGCGCCCUUUCCCGGUCCCUCAGUCCCUGCGACCUGUGCUACAUGGGACCGACGGGCCGCGGCCAGCCGUGCAAGCGCAAAUACGUGUCGUCCGCUCUGCGCGCCGUCGAUCUCCACCUCAAGAGUGUGCUCACGGCUGCGAACGGCGCCUACCUGCUCCAGCACCGCUGGCUGCGCCACAUGGGGAUCGGCGCGCGGGAGUCUCGCCUCUUGAGGCUGCGCGCUGGGCGGCGAGAGGAGGCGAUGCGGCUGCGGGUCCUCUCUGACCGGACGGCAGGGCUCGCAGGCCGGUGGUGGGUGAGCGUCGUCUGCCUCUCGUCCGAGAUGUCGACGCACGAUAUGAGCGAGGCCUUCGCCGCCCUCUGCGAGAGCCACUUCAUCCUUGCAGACUACCCGCAGCAGAUGGCCAUCCCCCUCCACCGCCCCCUCUCCUACGACCUCCCCUACGACCCGCCGCACUCCGACCCUCCCGAGGCGGCCACCCGACUCGGGGCUGCUGCCCGACUCGAGACUGCCGCGCCGCGAGAGGCGCGGCCGCGGGACCGAAUCCUGGCGGACGGCGUCGAGGCGGGCGAGGCGGAGGCGGUGGCGGCGGCGCUGCUCGCCGAGGUUGAGGGCUUUGCGGCGCAUGCAACCGACACCCCGGGGCACGAGGUCGGUGAGGUCUGA
Molecule: messenger RNA, 1076 nt
Organism: Emiliania huxleyi CCMP1516
Lineage: Eukaryota; Haptophyta; Isochrysidales; Noelaerhabdaceae
Exons: 4
Coding region: 156-1076 (306 amino acids)
Molecular function (GO): protein binding
Source: RefSeq, a predicted model, not a curated record